This is a messenger RNA of Pisolithus orientalis, 1894 nucleotides long. RefSeq lists its product as uncharacterized. The transcript is spliced from 3 exons. NCBI's taxonomy places the organism in Eukaryota, Fungi, Basidiomycota, Agaricomycetes, Boletales, Pisolithaceae. Bases 1 to 1407 code for a protein of 468 amino acids. The record is from RefSeq and is a predicted model, not a curated record.
AUGGUCUCGUCGCAGGGUCACCACACUCCCCCCACGGAUCUUCGCAGAAUGACAUCCAACUCGACGCUGCUGACCCCCUCUCACAGGGAGCACAGGCUCUCCAACCACACAUCUCAGCAUCUCCAGACUGGUUCGGUCAGAGUAGGCUCUCGCUCGCCCUCGUCCAUCCCCUCCUCUCCUACAUCAGCACACUCUUCCUCUUCUGCCAUAUUCGAGCGCGACAUCGAACCACUCGGAACAACAUCCCCGCCCCUUUCCCAAAUCCACCCACUCAACCCACAUCGCAUCCCCCGCUCUAAAACCACUGAACAACUCGAACAAAACGUCCCUUCCGUCCUCGACACCGCGGCUGCCGUACUUACAUCCGCAUCCCCCAUGGAAGAGGACCAAAUCGCCGUCGUUACCCCGGCUUAUGAGCGUCCAUUCCGUCCCGCAGGCAGCGGCUUCGCCAGCCCCAAUUGGAGCCUCAGAAGCCGUAGCCCCAGCCCAACUGGCACGGCCAUACGCAGUGCCCCCGGUUCCACGGCCGGCCCCCGCACCAGUCUCUUGUUGAGCGUACCUGGGUCACCCUCCGCGCCCCUUCCGCCACUUCCAUUCCCCAUACUCACUCCUUCGACGAGUCCCAAGGACGCCUCAGCGGGACAACCGCAACAGCAGAGAUUGACAAUUCAAACGAGUCCGUCGGCGCUCACACCUUCCAUGUCCCCACCAAAGACCAUCCCGAAUAACCAACCACACCCGAGUCCGAGCGUGAGCACGCCGACCUCAGUGUAUUAUUCGACGGUGUCUACUACCGAUGGAUCUCAAGGAUCGCCUACGACAACGACGGCCGAACAACCACCUAUGCUCCUACCUGCCUCCCAGUCCCUAUCGCAACUGCAAUCGUCAGCUUAUACUGCUACAUCUGCAACUCCCAACCUGAAUGCCACCACCACGAUCGGCACCACGAAAAUGACGACACAUAUCCACUCCCCUGUUUCCCAACACUCCAUUAUCCCCACCACCUGCAGGCUCACCCUAUGCAGCCGUCUCUCCCACCCGCCGUCACCCACUCCACCUCAAAAGCGUCUCUCCUUCAUCUCCUACACAGAUCUCCUCGCCUCAACGCCAGCGGCAACUAUUCCUCUCUCGUCGUUUACAAACUGCUCAGUGGCGGAGCCCCCGCCACAUAUUCCUCGUGUGUCAGGGUACACGGGGCAUACCGGGUGCACUGGUAUCGGACUUUGUGGGCAAGAUCGUGAUAUGCUUACGAGGGAAGGCGGAAGAAUUGCAAGCGACAGGGGUACUGGGGAUAGAGAGGGCAUGAUGAUGUUGGAAGACUUGGGCGGCGAGUGGGCACGUGAAGGUCUAGGAAGAGGCUUGGAGGAGAGGCUGGAGGCGUUGAUGUCCGUUCCGGAUAGGUCGUAAUUGGAGCGCAAGCAUUUAAGUGUCCAAAGCGUUCGAAUGUCGUCAUGGGUUCCGAAAAGUGAGUCUUAGCCAUCAAAUAGUUUCUCCUUGAUGAACUCGUUGCAGUGUCAUCUUUCAUCAGAUCGUUCAUCCCGCCUUCUACCUUUCGACCAUCACUUUACACAUGUGUUCCCGACAAGGUGAUACGGUCUUCUAGAGUCACUCCCUUUUCUUCUCGCCGCGAGGAAGACAGGAGAAAAUGAAAACAAGGACAACCCGAUGGCUGAAUUAUCUUACUUCUGUAUUAAUCACCGGAUUUGAAACCUUCCUACCCCUUUUCGUAUGCGUACUUCUUUUCUAUGAUAGUUUUCUCUGCUUCCCUGUUCUUCCAUCCCUUACCCAACCCCAAAGGAUUGUGUCUUUGUAUGAGGCAGCUUUUUUACAGCGUGAUCGAUGAUCCUUGAUGGAUGUACCCGGUUUACAGUCGGUCUUGGAAUUCGAAACUUUG